Molecule: messenger RNA, 615 nt
Organism: Candidozyma duobushaemuli
Lineage: Eukaryota; Fungi; Ascomycota; Pichiomycetes; Serinales; Metschnikowiaceae
Gene: TSR2
Product: Tsr2p
Exons: 1
Coding region: 1-615 (204 amino acids)
Biological process (GO): maturation of SSU-rRNA from tricistronic rRNA transcript (SSU-rRNA, 5.8S rRNA, LSU-rRNA)
Cellular component (GO): nucleus
Source: RefSeq, a predicted model, not a curated record
AUGAGCAUGUACGCCAUUGAUCCCACGGAUUUCGUCCGUGCUGAGGAUGACAAAACUUCACUUAGAUUCGAUGACCCACAACAACAAGGUAAAUUUGAAUUAGGAGUUUGCAUGGCCGUAUACAAGUGGGAAGAGUUGAACACAGCUGUUGAAAAUUCAUGGGGAGGUCCCAAUAGCGCGGAAAAGAGAGACUGGCUUUCUGGUGUUGUGAUUGACCUUUUUGAAGAGAAGGCAGUCGAUAACAUUUUGAUCGAGGAAACUUUGCUUUUCGCCAUGGUUGAUGAAUUUGACACUGAGAUCGACAACGACUCGGCCCUUGAAAUUGCCGCUCUCAUAUUGAGACUUUAUAAGGAGUGCUCAGCCAAAAAAUACACCUCUGUGGAUGAACUCUAUGAAAAGUACCAGAAGAAGGCGAAUACUUCAUCAACCAAAAAGAAUAUUAAGGUAGACACAGAUCCUAACAAUCCAAGUUCGGACGAAGAAGACGUUGACGUCGAAGAGGAUGUUCCACAGUUAGUCGAGAGGAUAGAAGAGACCCACAUUGAAGAGCCAAAAGGCCCAGUUGUUGACGACGAUGGCUUUGAGCUUGUGCAGAAGAAGGGUCGUAGACGCUAA